AUUAAGUCACCCAUUUUGAAACUUUGGGGGUUUAAAAUGUUUCUAAUUUUUAUGUGUUAUCAUUUUAAAUGCAUUAUUCUUAAAUUGGCCAUGAUUUUAUUUUUAAGUUAUAUUUCAUUCUGAUACUAAUUCAGUAUUCCAUAAUUUAAUAUAAAUAGAAUAGUUCAGCUAAAUAUUAAUAUUCUGUCAUUUACUCACCCUCAUGUUGUUCCAAUCCCAUAUGGCUUUCUUCCAUGGAACACAAAAGGAGAUGUUAGGGACCGACAGCUUCAAUUACCAUUUGCUUUCAUUGUAUGGAUAAAAGAGCAGCAUCAAUAUUCUUCAAAUUUCUCUCGUGUCCCAUAGAAGAAAGAAAAUCAGUUGGAUUUGGAAUGAAAUUAGAGUGAGUUCUAUAAAUGUUGACAGAAUUUCCAUUGUUGGCUGAAAUAACCUUCAAAUAUGUUACUUUUCUGAAUGUUUUUAGGUUUGUGCAGUUGAUAGAGGUCUUGAACUGAGUUUUUGGAUCUAAAGCCAAUGUUCAGAUCACAUCAUGGCUGUCAGUUUUACAGAAGUCACUCUUCAGCCUCCAGUAUGCCCAGGCGAACCCUCAACCCCCAACCUAAAACGUAAGCAUCUAAUGUGGCAGAAUGCAGUACGUCAUAUUAUCGACCAACGAGGAAUGCACCAUGAGGGGCGACUAGCCAAUUCUCGCAAAAUCAUUGUUACUGAUGCCUACAUCGAUGACAUCAACAGACAGAUUCGUAACAAAGCUGCACGGGGCAAUGCUGGCUUUCACAAGCGACGGUCAUCUGCAGCCCGUAUCCAUCCAGUCCGAGAGCGCAACUCCACCAGCACCCAGAAAUCCUCUGACUCUCUAAGUGAUGCAGACUUUUUCGAAAGCUGGGGCUCCACGGUGCGUGGUGUCUUUCUUCCGGCCCUCAACCACAAGUUUAAAUCUCAGGAUCUAGAGCGCUUGUACCAGCAACACUCCGCUGGUCAGCGCCGAACUUCACUUGUAGUCACAAAUGUCAUUGAUAUCCUAACAAAACUCCAUAUUUUCUUCAUUUACCUGGUUAUGGCCCCAGAGAUGGUGAAUUCUCAGCUUGGAUGGUUAGCUGGGCUCUUCAUGGCUCUUGGAGCAGUUUUAUGUAUCUUAGUCCUCACCUGUAAAGGAGUAAUGUCUCCGGAUUACUUGCGUUAUGCUGGGUUGGCGAGCUGGCUGUCCCAGACAGUGCAGGCGCUUGGUGGUGUGGUGUAUGGGUUGGAAAAGGACCAGUCCUGGUAUGUGCUAUUCACCUUGUUUGCUACCUACACACUACUGCCACUACCUCUACUGUGGUCUAUCUGCACAGGGUUUCUCACUGCUGCCUUGCACCUGAUGGUAGAUGCCCUGAGGAACUACAAUGACACAGCCAUUGUAAGAAAGCUAAUUGCGAAAGCUCUGUUGUACAUGUGUAUGAACACUGCAGGACUGUUCAUCCAUUACCUGUCUGAUCGUGCCCAAAGGCAGGCCUUCCUUGAGACACGCCGUUGCAUUGAGGGACGAGUCAAGAUGGAGCGAGAGAACCAGAGACAGGAGCACUUGGUGAUGUCAAUUCUUCCUCGUUUUAUUGCUACUGAAAUGAUUUCUGAUAUGACUGCUUUGGAUGAUGAAUUGCUUCCUCAACAAUUCCACAAGACCUACAUCCACCAAUACAAAGAUGUCAGUAUUCUGUUUGCUGAUAUAAAAGGCUUCACCUCUCUCUCAAUGACAAUGUCGGCUCAGGACCUGGUGCGCACACUCAAUGAGUUGUUUGGUCGCUUUGAUCGUCUUGCAGAGGAAAAUCACUGCAUGAGGAUAAAGAUUCUUGGAGACUGUUAUUACUGUGUGUCUGGAGUUCCAGAGCCCCAAACAGCACAUGCUCGCUGCUGUGUGGAAAUGGGCCUGGCCAUGAUCAACACUAUACGAUAUGUACGGAAGGAGUUGAAGAGAGAUGUGGACAUGCGUAUUGGAAUCCACUCUGGCUCGGUUUUAUGUGGGGUUUUGGGUCUGCAGAAAUGGCAGUUUGAUGUUUGGUCCUGGGACGUAGAUGUUGCCAACAUGCUAGAGGCUGGAGGAAUCCCAGGGAGGAUUCACAUAUCUCGAGCAACCCUGGACUGUCUAGAGGGUGUAUAUGAGACGGAAGAGGGCAGAGGCCAUGAGCGGAAUGAGUUUUUACGCAAACACAACAUCGACACAUUUCUGAUACGCCACAAGGCAAAAGAAGACAAGGAGCCCCUUAAAAUGAGGAAGACUAGCAAAGAUGAGACGACAUGGAGUGCCGAGCUUCCCUUUGACAACAUCAUUGGCAUGAACUGCAUCCUAGCCACUUUCACCAAUGGUUCGCUUGUGCAGUUGCCCAAUCAGAUCACUGCUCAAUGUGCCGGGUCACGGGAAAUCAACAAGAGAAUCAAGCAGGCCAUCGAGGUGCGCAGUAGUGAGCGAAUGCGCAAAGAACACAUCACACCCUUUACACUGGUCUUCAAAGAUACACACAUCGAGGGAAAGUUUUCUCAGAUGAGAGAUGAAAUGUUCAAGUCCAACUUAGCCUGCUCCUUCCUCAUGCUUCUCUUCAAUAUGGCUGUUCAGGCCCUCAUUCCCUCACCACAAAUCAGUCCUAUGGUAAUCCAGUUUCUAGUAUUCCUAUUUGCCUACAUGCUAUUGCUGCUGGUCACACUGGCUGAGGAAUUUAAGCGCUCCCCACCAUACCUACAACAUCUGUGCUGCUGGAUCCACGAGACUAAGGGCAUCCGAAACCUGCUCACCCUCACCGCUAUUGCUAUUAACUUUGGUGUGGCCUCCUCUGAUAUUUUGUGGUGUAACAUAGUUGUGGAGGCUGAGGAUAGUAACAAAAUCUCUGAGCAACAAAGCGCUCAGUGGCCAGCGAACAUCUGCACCCACCCUGAGUUCUUUGUGUUGAGUGGGGUGGUGGCCAUGGUGACAUGUGCGGUGUUCCUGAGGCUUAGUUGUCUGUUGAAGCUGGCAGUACUGAUGUUGGUCAUCGCCGUUUACACAUACCUCAUUGAGGUAGCCUUCCAUGUGCUCUUUAUUCGCCAACAAGAAAAUGGCCAAAUUCAGAGAUCUCAAUAUCUCAGACGAGAAGGCAAUUCUGUGCUGCUCAUGGCAAUGUUUGUUGUGGUUGUCCUCUACAACAGUAGACAGUUAGAAACUACAGCCAGGCUUGACUUCUUGUGGCGUCUGCAGGCCAGACAGGAAAUGGAGGACAUGAAGGAACUGAGGGAACAUAACGAGUGUCUGCUCUACAACAUCCUCCCUGCCCAUGUUGCUCAACACUUUCUUGAGAGAGGCAGGAACAAUGAGGACCUGUUCUCUGAAUCCUAUGAGAGAGUUGGGGUGAUGUUUGCUUCCAUUCCAGACUUCACCAAUUAUUACGAGAAAAAAGAGUUGAUUCAUCAGGAUGUGGAGUGUCUGCGUGUUCUUAAUGAGAUCAUUGCUGACUUUGAUGAGCUGCUGGACGAGCCUUACUUCCAGGAGAUAGAGAAGAUCAAAACCAUUGGCAGCUGUUACAUGGCUGCAUCUGGCUUAUCUCCUGAAAAACAGGUAUGUGAAGAUGAGUGGGCCCACCUUAGUACCCUGGUUCUGUACGCUUUGGCCAUGCAAGAAACUCUGAAAGAAAUAAACAAACGGACCUCAAACAAUUUCCUGUUGCGCGUUGGUGUUUCUCAUGGGCCUGUAGUUGCUGGGGUGAUUGGAGCCACCAAGCCCCAAUAUGAUAUUUGGGGCAUGACUGUGAAUCUUGCAAGCCAUAUGGACAGCACAGGGGUCAGUGGGCAUAUUCAAGUCCCAGAGGGCACGAGCCGUAUCCUUGCUGACCACGGCUUUGUGUUAAAGCUUAGAGGAGACAUAUACGUCAAAGGGGUUAGCGAACGGCGGGGAGGGGUCCGCACAUACUUUGUAAGCAGCAGGGAACAGAGGUCAAACUACACUGAGAGAACCAGCAGAGGCAUCUUUCUCGGGAGGAACACCCUCUCUGCGGUGGUCUUUUCCCUGGUGCAUGCCCGCAAGAAGGAAAAGUUACGAGAGGCCAAUGGAGGCUUUCACCUUAUGGAGAUGUCAUGAAUUUUGAUAGACUGGCCCAAAACUGGAUAGUAAUCAUAUUUAAUACCUCCUUUCAUGAGUCAUUGCCUUCAAGAGAUUUUGAGUGUACUCUGUAUUUCAUUCUUCAACUUUAUUUAUCUUGUAUGACCAGAUUUCCAAUGGCUUCUACUGCUUUUUCAAAGUCAUUAUCAUUUGCUAACAAAUAUUGUUUCUGGAUUUGAUAUCGCUGGGAUUUAUGACAAUUUUAAACCUUAAAAUUUAGGAUUGUAAAGGGCCAAAAUAAA
Myxocyprinus asiaticus (Chinese sucker) is the source of this 4341-nucleotide messenger RNA. Its product is annotated as adenylate cyclase type 8-like. Gene Ontology annotation, biological process: intracellular signal transduction; adenylate cyclase-activating G protein-coupled receptor signaling pathway; cAMP biosynthetic process. The coding region runs from base 530 to 4078 and encodes 1182 amino acids. NCBI's taxonomy places the organism in Eukaryota, Metazoa, Chordata, Actinopteri, Cypriniformes, Catostomidae. The transcript is spliced from 18 exons. Gene Ontology annotation, molecular function: adenylate cyclase activity. Gene Ontology annotation, cellular component: plasma membrane. The record is from RefSeq and is a predicted model, not a curated record.